This is a messenger RNA of Stegodyphus dumicola, 787 nucleotides long. Its product is annotated as neprilysin-2-like. Gene Ontology annotation, biological process: protein processing. Gene Ontology annotation, molecular function: metalloendopeptidase activity. The record is from RefSeq and is a predicted model, not a curated record. Gene Ontology annotation, cellular component: plasma membrane. Lineage: Eukaryota; Metazoa; Arthropoda; Arachnida; Araneae; Eresidae.
UAAGCCUGUAAAAAUUCGCUAAUUUGCCAUUUUUUUUCUAUUGCAAUUCCUUAAAAUCAUUAUUAAUCGGAAACGUUCUUUGUUGCAGCUUUACCUCUAGGAAUGUUUCAAGAUCCAGUUUUCAACAAUGAUAAACCAAACUACUUGAACUUUGGAGCUCUCGGUUCGUUGAUGGGUCGUGAAUUAAUAUAUGCAUUCAUUGAUAAAGCAAAUUAACAUGAAAAAGAUACAAGAUGAUGUUGUAGCUGUCAGUGGAGGUUUGAGAGCAGCUUAUUGGGCCUAUAGAGCAUGGGUAGCGGAACACCAAACUGAGUUAAAGCCCUUGGCACUGAAUCAUUAUACGCAGAAUCAGCUUUUCUGGAUAAGUGCAGCGAACGUACAAUGUGAGAAAGCAAAUCAAGGAUAUAUGCAAGAAAGUAUUCGCGCAGGGACAGUUAUCUCACAGAAGUUCAGGUUGCCUUAUCAAUUGCUGUAAAGGACUAGAAGGCCAGAAAGCUGUCGAGUGGUGAAAAAACCUGGAAGUAAAGAUGUUAAACACAAGGCAGUGCCCAAAGUGAUACCAGCCCUUGAGUUAUAGGAUCAAUGUCCAACUUACCAGAAUUUGUUCAAGAUUUUCGCUGUGCUUUAAAUACAAGAAUGAAUAGAAGAAAUAAGUGCCAAGUCUGGUAGCAAAGCCGUCUAAGCAAUUCAGAUUUCAAAUAAAGUGCGAAUAGAAUAUUAGUAUUAUUCUUUUCUUAUUUUAAUGGGUGUGGGUUUUGGUUUAGGUGAAUAUGUAAAUUUAAGCAGA